CCCCCCCCCCCNAGUCUCUCUCGGCAGCAAAGUGUUGUCAUUUGGGCUUCCAGAACAUCAGUAAAUCCACACUCACUGCAACAGAACGCAAAUUUCUCUACAAUUAUUUGCCAAGGCGAAGGUAUGGUACGGGAAUGGAUGUUUUCAGGUCUUCCAAGCAGCUAAGUAACCACAUGAAAAUGGGAAAUAUCCACAGCGCGCAGAAGCUGUUUGAUGAAAUGACUGAGAAAAGCAUUGUGGUUUGGUCAAUCAUGGUCCACGGGUACUCAAAGAAUGGUCUUUACGGGAAAGGGUUGGAGUGUUUUACUGCAAUGAGACAUUUUGGCCUGGUUCCGAAUUCCUUUUCCUUUGUGGGAGCUCUGGUCAGUGUCUCUGGGCUGGAAGACAUUGCACUCUGUCGAUCCGUUCACGGGUUGAUAGUGAGGAUUGGGUGGGAGUUUAACUCUGUUGUGGCUACUGCACUACUUGAUGCUUACUCGAGAUGUCGGUUCGCAGGUGAUUCUUACAAGGUUUUUGAUGUUAUAAAGUCGGAAAGCGAAGUUCCAUGGAAUGCAAUGAUAAAAGGAUUUGUGUAUAAUGAGCUCUUCAAAGAGGCAUUUUUCUUGUUUAACCGUUUCCGGGAGUCUGGUUCUAUUCCUAAUGCUGUGACGUUAAUGACUCUUACCCAAGGCUGUGUUGCCUUAAAAUCUCAGCAUCUUUGUGAAUCCGUUCAUGGUUUUGGUAUUAAAUUUGGUCUCGUUUCUGAUAUAGAGGUCAGCAAUGCUAUUCUUUUCAUGUAUUCGACUUUGGCUGACUUAAAUCUUGCUAGAGAAGUGUUCGAUUCAAUGGAUGAUAAAGAUGUUAUUAGCUGGUCAACACUGAUGGGGUUAUUGGUUCAACUCGAAUAUGCCUCUGAUGCUAUAAAGCUUUUCUUUCAAAUGAGAGAUUUUGGAACCAGGUAUGAUGCCGGUGUCCUAGGUAAUCUCAUUUCAGCUUGUGGGCUUGUUGGAAAUUUGAAAAUGGGGAAGUCUGUUCAUGCUCAGACCAUCAUUAAUGGUUUUGGAUUCAACAUUCAUCUGGCUAAUUCCAUGAUAACAAUGUAUGCAAGAUGUGCAAAUCUAGAUUCAUGUACAACUUUGUUUGACAGAACACCUAUGAAGAAUGUUGUUUCAUGGACAUCUAUGAUUUCAGGGCUUUUGGUUAAUAAGAGGCCUAUGGAAGCACUCGAUUUGUUCAUUGGUGCAAGAAAUCACAAAAAUUUAUAUGUCGACCCAGUACUUUUGGUAAAUGCACUAACUGCAGCUGGCGAACUAUGUUUAUUAGACUUUUGCAUGCAGCUCCACUGUUAUGCUUUCCAAGCUGGAUUCAUAUACUAUAGAUGUUUGCCAAACUGUCUCAUAUCAGUUUACUCAAAAUGUGGUAAUGUGGAACUUGCCCAUAGUGUUUUUGUGCACAUGAGCUCUCUGUGUGACAUUACUUCUUGGAAUGCGAUGAUUUACGGGUAUGGGAUCAAUGGCCAUGGAAAGACUGCUCUCUCACUCUUUAAUGAGUUUAGGAGUACAAUGCUCGAAGAUGAUAAUGUAAAAGUUUCUGAGGAGCACUGUGGGUGCAUUGUUGAUCUGCUCUCUCGCGCCGGUUACUUGUCUGAUGCGAGUGAGUUAAUGGAUGGCAGCAGAGACCGAAACGCUUGGAAGGCUUUUUUGAACGGGUGCGUGCUUCACAAUGAUUUGAAAUUGGCAGAGAUUGCUGCGAGAAAAAUGGGCGGACUUGCCCGGACAGACUGCGGGCAGGAUGUCGUGCUUUUGUCAAAUAUGUAUGCAUCGGUUGGGAGGUUCGAAGAUGUUGAAGCCUUGAGGUUGAAGAACAUGGCUGGGAAGAAACUGAUGAAAGAACCAGGGUUAAGUCUUCUUAGUGGUGGCUGACUCUUAGGAGUUGAAAAUGCUAUUCAACACAUGAUCUUAACUGAAUGAGGGAAGAUGUUGAGGUUCUCUAGGAAUGUGCUUCUUCCGUCCCAAAAAACUUUGACUUUCAAAUGAAAGAGAAACCGUGUGAUUCACGUGUUUAUCACUUUUAAAAUGAAAUAAAGCAAAUGAAAGUAUUUUUUGGGACGCUAAAAAAGAAAACUGGGAAGUAUUU
This is a messenger RNA of Cuscuta campestris, 2115 nucleotides long. Lineage: Eukaryota; Viridiplantae; Streptophyta; Magnoliopsida; Solanales; Convolvulaceae. The record is from the annotation of a GenBank genome assembly.